AUGGACCAAAAAAUACACACCCGGUCUUCUAUGCACCUUAUAUGGUAUCAGAGCCUACACUUUAAACAGAUCUUUUUUUUCUAUACGCAUCCUGCUUCCUCUCUUCUUCAACCUUUACUGAUGACUACCUCUGGGUUAGGCUUCGUGGAUUCUAGUUCGACGACUUUGCCGGAUCUUAUCCGCAUGUCCGCUUCCAAGCACUUUCCCAUCAAAUUAACCAAAACCAAUUAUCUUGUUUGGCGUCGUCAGGUCCAAACUACUCUCGUUGGUCUCAACCUUCUUGGUUAUGUUGACGGCUCAGUUCGAGCCCCGUCUCCCUUUUUGGAUGCUGCCCACCAGCAGCCCAACCCGGUGUAUACCCUUUGGUAUCGUCAAGACGAUAUUCUUCUCAGUGAUCUUAUUGGUAGCUGCACCGAAGACGUUCAGCUGGUGAUUUCCCUUGCCGAUGCAUGGUCCCGGUUGACAAAAAGCCUUGCUAAUAUGUCUCGCGAGCGUAUUAGUUCGCUGAAAUCUCAAAUGGCGAAAAACCCCCGCGGCAAUCGCACCAUUAAUGCUUUUGUGGCGGAUAUGACGACAAUUGCAUCUCACCUUGCUUUGGCUAGAAGUCCCGUAACUGACGAGGACCUUUCGGUGCAUAUUAUGUCGCAACUUGGAGAAGAUUACUCUGCCCUCUAUCAAUCCUUGCGAGGAAGUAAUGUCGAUCUCUCCAUUGAUGAACUCACCACUAUCUUGAAGGAUUGUGAGCGGGAAAUUCUUAGCCGAUCCACUGCCUCGGCCGACCUUGUUCCCACAAGAAAUCAUGCCCAGCGCAUCCGCGAUGGUGAUCGUAGAGGAGCCUUUGGUCGUGGCGGUCACUCUAGCGUCUCUCGAGGAGGCAUGCGUGGACGAGGCACCACCAACCCUAAUCGUGGUGGUCGCUAUUGUCACUUCUGUGAUCUAAUCGUGGUGGUCCGGAUGAAAUUCGGUUGGGUAACGGCGCGUAAGGAUUCUAAUUGGCGGGCAGCUAUGGAUGCUGAGUACUCGGCUCUCCAGCGCAAUCAUACCUGGGUCGUCCAGGCAGGCAAUCAACAUUGCUCAAACGCGGAGCUUUCCACUCCUUCAACAUGUCCACGUUGUUUCAUUUAGCGUUUUGUAAAUUAUAUACUAACUAUACAAAUACACCUAAAAAUUUAUAUAUAUAGGUAAAAAAAUUUAAAAUUUUUU
Molecule: messenger RNA, 1203 nt
Organism: Cuscuta campestris
Lineage: Eukaryota; Viridiplantae; Streptophyta; Magnoliopsida; Solanales; Convolvulaceae
Source: the annotation of a GenBank genome assembly